Molecule: messenger RNA, 4920 nt
Organism: Plasmodium coatneyi
Lineage: Eukaryota; Apicomplexa; Aconoidasida; Haemosporida; Plasmodiidae
Product: SICA antigen
Exons: 11
Coding region: 1-4920 (1639 amino acids)
Source: RefSeq, a predicted model, not a curated record
AUGACAGAUAUAGUAGGAAGAUUAUUAAAUAAAUGGUUAGGGGAAAGGAGGAAGCACAAGAGCGUCAAUGUGGAUCAAAGAAUAUCGGAUAACAUACAGAGAAUAGUAAAGGAGUUAAUGAAGAAGUUGAAUGAUGGUACGGAUGAAAUAUCAAAAAGAUACUGUGAGAGUGAUAUUGAAGGAAUAAUUACAAUUAUUCCAUAUCACAAACCACUAUGCAAGGCUCUAAUGAGGACAUUUCUCUAUAUGAACGGACUGAAAGUAGGGAAAAGAAGAAAAAUAGAAGUUGAAGAUGACACGGAGGAACAGUCUUUCCUGAAGUGUAUAGUUGGAACAACAGUUAUGCUAAAAAUGUUAAAGAAGUAUUGCUGGUUCGAGGAUUACAUGCAAUAUGCAUUAAGAAUAACAAAGGGGCGAGUAGAAGCUCAGGGAAGGGAAAGUAAUUAUGGUAUAUGUGGAGGGAUGGACUUUGAUCAAUUAAAAAUAGGGAGUACAUUAAUUGGGGAAAACGUGGCAAAGUUGAUUAAGGGUAAGGAUUCUGAAAUUGCUGAUUAUGGGAAUUUGCAGAAUAUGAUAGGACCUUGGUGCGAACAGGAAGGUUGGAAGGUAAAAGAAAUACCAGGAAAAGGGAAGGGAGGACAUAAGAAGAAAGAGUGGAUGGAAAAAGGAAAAAUGGAAGAACUGGAAAAAAUAGUAGAGGAUAAAGGGAAGAAAGAAGAAGGGAAAUUAGAUAAAGUAUUGGAAGAAAUGGAAAAGAAGAGGAAAAGUCUAAGAGAGAAGGACCCAUGUUAUCAGAACACAACGGGAGCACUCGAUGACGAAGAAGAACUUACUAUUACUGAAUGGUUCACAAGAUUUUUUAAUAAUCCCUCGGAAGAUGAUGAUAAGGAAGAUAAUUUGUAUGAGUGGAAGGUGUUUGAAGCAAAUAGUGCUGUAUGCGAUCAGGAUAGUGAUGAUGGUAAAUAUGACGCAAGUACAUAUAAGGACUUUUGCAAAAUUAUGUUAAAAAAUGUAAUGAUGGUAGAAAACGGGAAUAACCAGUAUAAACUACCAGAGAAUAGUAGUCUUAAAUGUCAGAAGAAGCAUAUUCCUAUAUGUGAUCUUCUAAAAAUAUGGAUGAUGGACAUGGGUGCAUUCUGUGUUCCGACAGAUGUAAUGAAGUAUGUGUUCAAAGCACUCGAAGGAAUAAGAACAGGGUGGAAGACGGAGAAGGAUUAUGUGGAAUGUGAGUAUGGUAAAAUUUCAGAUCUUUACAGAGGAAAUGAGGAUAUGUUGCCCAAAGUACAGGAGUUAUUACGCAGUAGUACUGUAAGUGAGAAAUUAGGUGAACUAAAUAAGAAGACUUGGUGUGAUGCAAGUAAAGUGCAAGAUAGAACACCUAACUCGAGAGCAGGCAUAGAGCCACGUGCUGAUGAGUCCGCACAGGGAGUACCAGACCCUAAUAAUGGAACACUGCAGGAAUUAACAAAUCUUGUUAAGGAGGUCCAAGAAAAAGUAAAUGAGGAGGAAACUGAACUAUCGGAAAUUGUGGGCGAAGCCAUUAAGGAAGUCCUAUCACCACAAGGCAAGGCCUCUAGCGCCGCUUUAGGGAAGAAAAAUCUACUCGCGGACAGGCGAACCCGAAACUGGGUGAACCGAACAAGGGGGAAAGAAUCCGACAAGGGGGGCAAGCGGACAAAAGGGGGAAGGAAACCGGACAAGGGGGAACUGGACAAGGGGGAGAACGCUCGAUUUAAAGACUGCAGCGUUGAGAAUGACUUAUGUAAACGUGUAGACUGCGUAGGACAUAAUUGGUUUAAGGACAGAAUAGGUAAAAGCGGGAGCAAGCAAAACUGGUGUCAAUUUUGGGACCCUGACGUCCAGAAGGAAUUGGAGAAACUUUCUAAGGCUAUGACCAAUACAGAGACAGGAGAGGGCGGUGUAUGCAAAGGCAUUGUGGAAGAGAAUGCGGGUACAUCAAAUAAAGAAGCAAAUAGGAAGGCCUGUGAGUACAUUGUUAAGGGUUUGGAACACAUAUAUAAGAUUAGACCAAAUGGAGAUUGGACGGAGGAUGAUGGUGACAAACAAAAGAAGAUGGAACGUAACAAAAUAUUUGGUCAAACUAUGUCGUGUGUCUUACUGAAUAUAUACGCAGAUCAACUGAUUCAAAAAUCGUCAGCUCAGGGAUGCUCUGUUGAUGAGAAAAUAAUAGGAGAAGCCUUUAGUAAAGGGAAUUCGCACAAAGAUAGUUCGUGUAAAGGAGGUAAUAAUAAUUGUUUUGUAUGUACCAGGCAGAAGAAUAUAGAUUGCACAUUAAACGUGACGAAAUACCUAUGGGAAGAAAAAAAUAAUUGCCAAACGGACUAUAAUAAAGUAAAAACCAAAGUGGAAGGGCUACUUAGUAAGGAUGACAGAGUAAAACGAACUCUGAAAAGCAUAUGCAGGGAUUGCACCAAGGAGACUGCUUUAUGUGGACGUUUGAAUUGCAUAGCACAUAAUUGGUUCGAGGACAGAAUAGAUAACAAAGGGGCGAAGCGGAACUGGUGUACAUUUUGGAAUACUGAUGCCAAAAGUAGACUGAACGAAAUAUCUGAAAAAAUGAUGACAGUGAGCGAAGACAUUAAUUCACUGUGCCAGAAUACUGUUGGAAAGAACGUUACACUGAAUGCAGCAGGGAAGAAAGCAUGUCAAUACAUUUUUGCAGGUUUAAAGGGCAUUUAUAGCCCUGAAGAGAAUACGGAAGUUCCAAACAAGAAGAAAGCAAGGAAUAAUAGACUAACAGAUCAAACCAUGUAUUGCCUAUUCCUGAAUGCAUAUGCAGAUCUUCUCAUAGAGAAAACGAAGGGACAAGUCUGUCUUAUUACAGAAGAAGAAAUACAAAAAAUGUUUGAAAAAGGGAAUGAAAACAAGGAUACUUGGUGUAAGGAUAAGAUUAAUGGUAAUGAUUGUGUUAAAUGCACAAGGGACCCAAACUAUAAAAAUUGCACACUAAACGUGAAUGAUGACCUAUGGAAGAGUAAUGGUGGAUGCGACACUAACAAAGAGAAUGUAAAGAUUAAAGAGGAGGAGGUGUUCGACAAGGGGAAGAAUGACCCGCAGAAGCCAGAAAUAAAGAAAGCUUUGGAUGCUCUAACUGCUAUAAAUAAGAACAAUACCUUCUGUGAUCGUGUGAAAUGUAUAUACUAUAGGUGGGGAGAAAACAGGAAAAUAGGGGACUAUGUAAACUGGAACCAAUUCUGGGAGCCCGACGUCAGGAAGAGAUUGGAAGAACUGUCUGAAAAAAUAACGAAGGGGGAUUCAACCAUCGAUCCUCUUUGCAAUAACGCUGAUGGAGGAAGUACUACACUGAGUGGAGAACAGAAGAAGGCAUGUACUUACAUUGUUCGGGGUUUAGAACAUAUAUAUAAAAUAGAAAGGGGGACUGACGGGACGGAACAGAAGAAAGAUGAUAACCUCAUAUUCCAUCGAACUUUCUCUUGUAUCCUACUCAAUGCAUACGCAGAUAAAUUGCUGGAAGCGGGUAACCCCCAUUGUAUCACAGAAGAUACUAUACAAAAGGCCUUUGUUGCUGGAAAUACACAGAAAGACACUUGGUGUAAGGAGAAGGAUAAGAAUAAUGAAUGUGAAGUUUGUAAAAGGGAAGAAUAUAAAGAUUGUAAAAUUGGCGAUAAAAAAGAAACAAUAGGGCAUAAAGUGGAGGAACUGUUCAGGAAUGACAAAAAAAAAAAGGAAAUAGACGAUCUGAAGAAAACUCUCGAAACUAUAUGCCCCACAGUGUCAGUCAAACCAGCCACAUCGGAAAUAACACCUCAACCAGCCCAAAAAGUUACUGACCAAAGUGGAGGAGCAUCCUCCUCCAAUGAGGGUGCAGCCCGAUCACUGGAACCACUGUCACCAUCGCAGCCACCUCCUGCUGCACCAUCAGGGGAUCCAGGAAGAUCUGCACUACAACCAUUACCAGGUAAGACUCCACAAAUAAAGGCUGAUAAGGUUACUGAUUGGAUGAUUGAAUCUAAGGGUAAAGGUAGUGUUCAGGUCACUGAUGCAACCGUUUCAGACCCAAAUCAUGGUAUGGACAAUACGCCUGACCCCUAUGGAAAUGGCCCUUUCAUUUUAGGAACCAAUGAUGAUCCUGCUUCAGGAGUAUCCAAGGAUAGUCCUACCCUUACGGAUCCUACAGACUCCCAAACUCCAAGUACUGGCGAGAAUCCUCAUUCCUCUGGUUCCGGUUCCACAGGAACCUGGAAUCCAGGUUCUUCCGGCUCCGGUUCUACGAGAACGUGGAACCCAGGUUCUUCUGGUCAUGGUAGUACUGGUAAUCAAAACACUGGUAGUCCAAGAUCAACACCACCACAAGCAGCAGGCGGAAUUAAACCUCAGAAAGUAGUGAAUGUAACGAAGGACGGAAUUGACCUUUCCGAUUUUAUUCCAUACCUUCCUACCAUUCCUGUUCUAAUUGGUAUUUUUGCUAUGAAUUAUUUCCUUUGGAAGUAUUUUACCAUGGGUAAGCGAAGACGACGUCACAAAAGAGCUCAUCGAGUACGUGGUCCUCCUUCCUUAGAAGAACAACCUCUUGAUCAUGUGGACGACGAGGCAGAUGGUUCACAUGAAUACACUUUAGUUAAGGAACGACAACCUAGACGUUGGCCAAGAAGAUCACCCGGAAAAAAACCAGUUAGCCGCCGCACUAUUAUUGAUAUUCAUUUAGAAGUCUUAGAUGAAUGUCAAAGGGAAGAUUUGCAUUCGACGAAGGAAGACUUUUUUGAAAUUUUGGUUCAGGCGUUUAUGGGAAGCAAUUUUAUAAAGGAAGAAAAGGUCCCUAAGGAAUAUGUUCUUAAGGAACAGGUUCCAAGUUCAGUUUCCGAGUUUAGGGAGGAAGAUUUUGUUCCUAAGGAAGAUGUUCCUAUGGAAGAAGUUCGAAGUUCAGAGUUCCGGGUUUAG